AUGGCGGGGCAGUCGCGCAGGUGGAUGAUUCUGGUGGCGACGGUGUGGAUCCAGGCGUUCACGGGGACGAACUUCGAUUUCUCGGCCUACUCGUCGGAGAUGAAGGCGGUUCUGGGGAUAUCGCAGGUGCAGCUCAAUUACCUCGCCACCGCGUCGGACCUCGGGAAGGCGGUGGGCUGGUCGUCGGGGCUGGCGCUGAUGUGGCUGCCGUUGUGGGCGGUGCUGAUGGCGGCCGCGGCGAUGGGGAUGGUCGGCUACGGCGGCCAGUGGCUCGUGCUCAGGGGCGUCGUCGCCGUGCCGUAUUUCGUGGUGUUCCUUCUCUGCCUGCUGUGCGGCACGAGCAUCUGCUGGUUCAACACCGUCUGCUUCGUCCUCUGCAUCCGCAACUUCCCGGCAGCCGUCCCCCUCUCCCUCUCCCUCACCGUCGCCUUCAAUGGCGUCAGCGCCGCCCUUUACAACCUCGCCGCCGCCUCCCUCGACCGCCGCGCCCCCUCCGGCGCCGCGUACCUCCUCCUGAACGCACUCCUCCCCCUCAUCGCCUCCCUCGCCGCCCUCGUACCCGUCAUCCGCCAGCCCCCCCGCGGCCCCCGCCCGCCGGAUCUGGUCAAGCGCGACCAAGUCACGUUCCUCAAGAUCUACGCCCUGGCCGCCGUCACCGGCGUCUACCUCCUCCUCCUCCGCACGUCCGACUGUCUGACAGCCCGAUUUUUAUUCUCCGGCGCCGUUGUCCUGCUGGUCUCCCCGUUGGCCAUCCCCGGUGUUGUGUACGCCCGCGACUGGUUCGAGCGGACGGUCUACUCGAGCUUCCGAUUGGACGGCUCGGGGUUCAUACUCGUGGAUGCGGAACAUUUGGAGAUUCACAAGGAGCUUCUCAGCCGUCCUAGCAGCGUGGAGAACGGGCUGAAUGAGCUUGGGAAUGAUGACGUCGGCGGCAGAGGCGGAGGUUGCGGGGCCUGCGCGGUGGAGGGGGACAGGCUGGCGAUGCUCGGGCAGGAGCACAGUGUGGGGAUGCUCGUGCGGAGGCUCGACUUUUGGCUUUACUACGCGGCGUAUUUCUGUGGAGGGACGAUAGGGUUGGUUUACAGUAACAAUUUGGGGCAGAUUGCGCAGUCGCUCGGGCAUGCCGUGAUGAACUCGAACCUGAUCACCGUGUACUCAACCUUCUCAUUCUUCGGCCGCCUGCUUUCGGCUGCUCCCGAUUUCGUGCGAACGAAAUUCUACUUUGCGAGAACCGGGUGGCUCUCCAUAGCCCUCCUUCCCACACCACUCGCCUUCUUCUUCCUAGCCGCCUUAGCCGGCGACCCUUUGGCGGUCCAGGCUGGCACGGCCUUAAUCGGGCUAAGCUCGGGCUUCAUAUUUGCAGCCGCUGUCUCCAUCACGUCCGAGCUUUUCGGGCCCGAAAGCGUGGGUGUGAACCACAACAUUCUCAUUACAAACAUACCGAUUGGGUCCCUUGUGUACGGUUUCUUAUCCGCAACCGUUUAUGACUCCAAUGCCUACAAGCCCCACUCGGACGGGCUCGUGGCCGACACGUUAGUUUGCAUGGGGAAAAAAUGCUAUUUCCUGACAUUUGUGGGGUGGGGUUGUAUUUCCUUGAUCGGGCUUGGGUCGAGCGUGCUGCUGUUCUUGAGAACCCGGCACGCUUAUUGCAGGUUUGAAAAUAGUCGGAGAUCGACUUUGUGA
Molecule: messenger RNA, 1683 nt
Organism: Striga hermonthica
Lineage: Eukaryota; Viridiplantae; Streptophyta; Magnoliopsida; Lamiales; Orobanchaceae
Source: the annotation of a GenBank genome assembly